Messenger RNA from Diospyros lotus (date-plum), 1961 nucleotides. Its product is annotated as hexokinase-3-like. The transcript has 9 exons. The record is from RefSeq and is a predicted model, not a curated record. The coding region runs from base 222 to 1727 and encodes 501 amino acids. Gene Ontology annotation, biological process: glycolytic process; glucose 6-phosphate metabolic process; intracellular glucose homeostasis. Gene Ontology annotation, molecular function: glucokinase activity; fructokinase activity; D-glucose binding. NCBI's taxonomy places the organism in Eukaryota, Viridiplantae, Streptophyta, Magnoliopsida, Ericales, Ebenaceae. Gene Ontology annotation, cellular component: cytosol; mitochondrion.
AUUAGUGCCAAAGACCGCCACCAACAAACUCUCUCUCUCUCUCUCUCUCUCUCUCUUUCUCUCUCUCUCUAGAAACUCUCACUUCCUCCCUCUCUCUCUCCAACUCGCAUUCACGCCUUUACGGUGAGUCAGGCGGCCUCAAUCUCGACUGCUCCCGGCGGCGGCGGCGGCGGGGGUUGUGGAAUCGGGGUGCCGAGAUGGGAGGGCUGAUUGUGUGAGAGAUGGGGAAGGUGGCGGCGGUGGCGGCCGUGGGGUGGGCGGUGGCCACGUGCGCGAUGGCGGCGGUGAUGGUGGGGCGGAGGGUCAGGAGCCGCCGGCGGUGGCGGAGGGUGGCGGCCGUGCUGGAGGACUUGGAGAAGGGCUGCGCCACCUCCGUGGGGCGGCUCCGGCAGGUGGUUGACGCUAUGGCGGUGGAGAUGCACGCCGGAUUGGCCUCCGAGGGCGGCAGUAAGCUCAAGAUGCUCCUUACUUUCAUCGAUAGUCUUCCCAAUGGGAGUGAAAGCGGCACCUAUUAUGCUCUAGAUCUUGGUGGCACAUAUUUUAGGGUCCUACGGGUUCAACCAAGUGGUGAUAAUUCAUCUAUUCUUGGAUGUGAAGUGGAGCGCCAACCAAUUCCUCAACAUCUAAUGACUGGCACAAGCGAGGAUCUUUUUGAUUUUAUUGCCACCUCGCUAAAAGAGUUUGUGGAAAAGGAAGGAGUUUCUGAGCUAUCAAAAAGAAGGGAACUUGGAUUUACAUUCUCAUUUCCUGUAAAACAAAUAUCCAUCUCAUCCGGCAUGCUGAUUAAAUGGACAAAAGGUUUUUCCAUUGAAGACAUGGUUGGAAGAGAUGUUUCUGCAUGUUUACAACAGGCAAUGUAUAGAAGAGGACUACAUAUGGAAGUAGCAGCCCUUAUAAAUGAUACCGUGGGAACGUUAGCACUUGGACAUUAUCAUGACGAAGACACAGUUGCUGCAGUGAUAAUUGGAACGGGUACAAAUGCAUGCUAUAUGGAGCGAGCUGAUGCUAUUAUCAAAUGUCAAGGCUUGCUUACUACUUCAGGAGGCAUGGUAGUUAACAUGGAAUGGGGAAAUUUCUGGUCAUCUCAUUUGCCAAGAACGUCAUAUGAUAUUGAUUUGGAUGCUGAAAGCCCAAACCCCAAUGAUCAAGGCUUUGAGAAAAUGAUAGCAGGAAUGUAUCUGGGUGACAUUGUAAGAAGAGUUAUUCUCAGGAUGUCACAGGAGUUGGAUAUUUUUGGAUCUGCAUCUUCUCAACUAUCAGUGCCUUUUGUUUUGAGAACACCGUUAAUGGCUGCUAUGCACGAGGAUGAUUCCUCAGACUUGGGGGAAGUGGCUAGAAUUCUGAGUGAGGAGCUGGAGGUCCCAGACGUCCCUCUGAAGGUUCGGAAGUUUAUUGUAAGAGUGUGCGAUGUGAUUACCCGGAGGGCUGCCCGAUUGGCAGCUGCUGGCAUUGUGGGAAUUCUGAAGAAGAUUGGUCGCGAUGGUAGUGGUGGUGUUACAAGUGGAAGAAGCAAAGGAGGAAGCCGUGGAAAGAUGAGAAGAACAGUGGUGGCAAUAGAAGGGGGUCUGUAUACAAGUUAUUCAAUGUUCAGACAAUACCUGAAUGAAGCCGUGACCGAAAUCUUAGGGGAAGAGACCUCCCGGCAUGUAGUUCUCAAGGUUAUGGAAGAUGGGUCAGGUAUCGGGGCUGCCCUCCUCGCAGCCGCUCGCAUGCAUGGAAGGGUGUAGAUAGGGUACAGUUGCCAUAGAUGAUACAUAACCCCGCAUAUACAGCAGCUCCCUCCUGUAAAUUGUAGAAAUCAUUCUCAAAAUUCUAUCAAGCCAUAUAAUAUAAGGAAAAGAAAGGUGAUGUAAAUGUUGGUCAUGUACUUAGCAUGACAGAUUUCAUAUCAUCAUCAUAUUUUAUAAACAAAGUUUAAUUCAUUUUUUUCAAAUGUUUAUAUAUAUGUGUGUGUAAUGCAA